Messenger RNA from Lotus japonicus, 864 nucleotides. RefSeq lists its product as uncharacterized. Gene Ontology annotation, molecular function: uroporphyrinogen-III synthase activity. Lineage: Eukaryota; Viridiplantae; Streptophyta; Magnoliopsida; Fabales; Fabaceae. Gene Ontology annotation, biological process: tetrapyrrole biosynthetic process. The transcript has a single exon. The record is from RefSeq and is a predicted model, not a curated record. The coding region runs from base 1 to 864 and encodes 287 amino acids.
AUGGCGCUGACCACCGCCAUGUCCACCGGCGGUACCACCGCACACAACCCCACCGUAGCAUUCACGACGCCGCCAAACUACGCCGCAAGACUAUCCCAUCUCCUCACUGUCAACGCCUUCAAACCUCUCUGGUGCCCCACUCUCAUCAUCCAACCGACCCCAUCAAACCUCACCCCUUUCCUCGAUCCCUUCUCCGCCAUCGCCUUCACCUCCCGAACCGCAAUCCAAUCCUUCAUCCACGCCACCGAACCUCUCCCACAACCUCCUCUCUCCCCGGACGGCCCCACCUUCACCGUCGCCGCCCUUGGUAAAGACGCCGAGCUCCUCGACCGCGAUUUCCUCUCCAGAAUCUGCGCCCGUCCCGACCGAGUUAGUGUCCUGGUGCCGCCGACGGCGACGCCGAGUAGCCUGACGGAGGCGCUGGGUCCCGGCGGUGGAAGGGAGGUUUUAUGUCCGGUCCCGGCGGUCGUUGGGGUGGAGGAGCCGCCAGUGGUGCCCGGUUUCCUGCGGGAGCUCCGGGCCGGCGGGUGGGUCCCGGUUCGGGUGGAGGCGUAUGAGACGCGGUGGGCCGGGCCGAGGUGUGCGGAGGGUAUUGUGAGGAGGAGCGAGGAGGAGGGUGGAUUGGAUGCGGUGGUGUUCACCAGUAGCGCUGAGGUAGAAGGCCUGCUUAAGAGCUUGCAGGAAUUUGGGCUGGGCUUUGAGGACUUGAGGAGGAGGUCUCCCGGCUUAGUCGUGGCGGCCCAUGGGCCUGUCACUGCGGCCGGGGCGGAGAGGCUUGGAGUGGAGGUUGAUGUGGUGAGUUCCAAGUUUGAUAGUUUUGAUGGUGUUGUUGAUGUUCUUAAGGUCACAUUGUUAAGAACUUAG